GAAUACUAUUUUAUGUUGCGCGGUCUCAUUUGUCAAAGGACAAUUAAAACCCAGAGAAAUAUGGCAGCCUAACAUAACAAACUACUUCUCACCCGUCGACUAUUGGCAAUAGUCAUCUUGUUGAUGAUGAAUCGUACAAUGGAUUUGUGUACAGGACAGAAAACUAUCAUGCGACAGUUCUUGAUCCUCAAGAAACUGGGAGAUGUUCCUGACCAGGUCAACUUGGAGCAUAUUAAAGAUUUUCUGUUGAGAGAGGCAGGAUUCGGACCAGCACCUCACCAUGUCCUCCGUCGUCCUGUGCUGGAGGGGAUUGAGAAAAAGGUCUUUACAGAACUGGAGAACGAGCGACGUCUCUCUAAGCAGUUUGGGAGGAAGGUCACCUUGGAGGGACUUGAGAUGUUCCUGGGCAUGAUCAGGCCAUCAGCUGAAGCUGAGGUCAGGAAUCUCCUCCUCCCCCUGUUUUCCAACCUUGCGUGCAGCGCCAUGCAUGACACAAAGGGCGAAAUGGAGUCCUCUCCACCUGCUGGGGAUGCAGGUUCUCCAAAUGAGCAUGUGCCAAGCACAUCAACUCUGCUCCAAAGAGCUGAGAAGCUGGUCCCAGAGUUGGUGACAGCUACUCUCAACUACCUCCUUGAGGACAGAGAAGAGGAGCUAUUGGGAUCACUGUUCAACUCUGAGCAGCCAGGCCUCACCUCGAUGGAGGGGCCGUGGGCCAAGGCAGCCAUUGUAGAUGUCUUCAGGCUUGUGGAGGAUGCAGCCAGCUCUGUGCUCACUCCCCAGGAUGUCUCAGCACUGGGUUCCAUCACUUACAGAGUGGUAAAAAACAUGGUGGUUGCCAUCUUCCAGAAGUUUGAGCAUGCCUUAAUAUCCUUCCAGCUGAUAGGACACGACAGCACAGAAUUUGAAGGUCUGGCUGUGACUCGUUCUAUCAUCUCGGCUAUCGUGGAUGAUAUGGAGAUGGGGGACUGGGGGACUGAUGUACCGGAGGACUUCUCCAACCAGAUGUGUGAAAUCGCCACCACAGCUGGUACCCCUGAAGUUUCCAUGAAAGACCUUCUCCUGAAAGCAGCUAGAGCUAUCGCUGAUAAUAACAACAACAUCAGCGAAGGCUUAACAGUGAAAGACAACCUUCAUGAGGCUGCCCCCAAGAUCUCUGCCCAGGCCAGAUGUCUUGCAAUUGCCAUGGAGGACUUUCUCCAGGAACCAGUCAUGGCUCACAAUGAUAAAGUGAUGAAGGCAGUUAUCACGGAGGUCACCUCAGACCAGGUUCAGCCUUCCCCGAGGUCUCCAAAGACCACUGCUGCAUCCAGAUUCUCAGAAGAGACUCUGAGCAACCUCCUGGAGGUUGAAGCUCCCAAGGUGGAGCCUGAACUCUCAGAUGAGAAACCCAGCAUGGUCAUCGGCUGUGUCCUAGCAACCAAUUCUGAUCUCCACCCCAUGGUGAGACACAACAAUCUAUUGAUGUUCUGA
Messenger RNA from Osmerus eperlanus (European smelt), 1470 nucleotides. RefSeq lists its product as uncharacterized. The transcript is spliced from 7 exons. Bases 124 to 1470 code for a protein of 448 amino acids. The record is from RefSeq and is a predicted model, not a curated record. Lineage: Eukaryota; Metazoa; Chordata; Actinopteri; Osmeriformes; Osmeridae.